ACAGGCGCAUGGCACAAAGGGGUGUGCACGGAAACGACAAUAUAAUGCAGAGCUGUGAGACAAAGGGUCUCUUUUAGCGUAUUUUAGCGAUUUAUUGAGACAACUAAUUAUUAAGUGUUUUGAGAUCAGAUGAAUUGUGCACCUAGUGUAAUUCGUAUAGUGCUAUUUAUCUUGUGAAACAGACUGGAGCGAUAAAGAUAAACUCUUUCAGGGAUGUUUUUGUGUGUGACUCUCCUGACUGUCCUAUACAACUUUAUGGAAUCUCAAUCAGAGCCACUACACGUGGUUGGUCCAGAAGCUCCUCUUGUUGCAGCAGCUGGUGAAGAUCUGGUUCUGCCAUGUUUCAUCAAACCCAACACCAGUGCUGUGGACAUGACUGUGGAGUGGUUGAGACUAGAUGAAGUAGCUUCAUCAGUGCAUCUCUAUAGGGAUCAUGAAGAUAAAAAUGAAGAUCAGGCUCAGUCCUACAGAGGAAGAACAUCACUGUUUAAAGAGGAGCUACACAAAGGCAACGCUUCACUCACACUCUCAGCUCUCCAAGUCUCUGAUGAAGGAGAAUAUAAGUGUCUCAUUAUGGACCAAUCCUGGUAUGAUGACAUCACUGUUCAUGUUAUUGUUGAGGUUCUAGGAAGCCGCCCAGUGAUCAGGAUGGAGAAUUAUGAUAACUCAGGAGGGAUUAAUCUAGUGUGUGAGUCCAGAGGCUGGAAACCUGAACCUGAGGUUCUGUGGCUGGACAGAGAAGGAGCCACUCUGCCUGCUGAAGAUACACAGAUACACAGAGACACUGAGGGCUUCAGUGUGAAAAGACGCAUCACUGUUUAUGACUCCAACAGGUUUUACUGCAGACUUCAACAAAAACAUCACAUGAUGGAGGCAGAUAUUACCAUUAAUAGUGAAGUCUUUGGUGUUUGUAAGUGGCCUGUCUACAUUGCAGUUUCAGCAUGUCUUGUUGCUGGAUUGCUAGUAACAUGUGUUUUUGGACUGAUACUAACUGCUUUUGGUUACAAGAAAGAUUCCCAACUGUGUUCCUGGAGAAAUCCAGGACAUAAUGUUUUUACUGCUUUAAUGCUCUCACUUUAAUUCAGGAAGGUCUAUAAAUGAGCUGGUUAUCUGGAUUAGGUGUGUUGAAACAGAAAAAUAGUACUAUGUGCAGGACAGGGUUUUCCGUUUUUCCAAGAACUAAUGUACUAAUGUACUAGAGCCCUUGUUCAGCAGCAGCAUGGGCUGGAGGAACUGUGAAUAGAAAGCAUGUUGUUUUGUCUGUCAGCAUGCUUUACGGCUAAUCCUCUAACUCUGACAGCAAGAAUCAACAAAAUAUACAGUGUUACUAACUACCAAUGAAUGCUGGUUGAUUAUUCAGUAUUUAUUACUAAAUUAGUCAUUUGUUUUGUUUACUAUUGACUAUUAACAUUAACAUAACCCUGCUUAUUCCCUGCAUACUCAUUUACUAUCUAAGAAACUGUGAUUUAAAUGACUAUCCAUUUACUGUUAGUGUUCAUAUAUUACUUAUAUUAGUCAUAGUACAUUAUAUUACUUACUGUCAAAUUAUUUUAUUUAUUUCAUUUAUUUUGUUUAGUAAACAAAUGUAUCUGUUUU
Messenger RNA from Hemibagrus wyckioides, 1596 nucleotides. Its product is annotated as butyrophilin subfamily 1 member A1-like. Lineage: Eukaryota; Metazoa; Chordata; Actinopteri; Siluriformes; Bagridae. The transcript is spliced from 5 exons. Bases 214 to 1080 code for a protein of 288 amino acids. The record is from RefSeq and is a predicted model, not a curated record.